AACCGUGGAUCUUUGGCUCCCGAAACAGCAGCGCUGCCAGCUGAGCUGCCCCCUGCUGGCACACGCACCACUACGUCUCUCUUUAAGCCGAGUGUGAUUCUUCAGCUCCGCAUCCCACCGCGUCGCGUGUGUAUGAUUGAUGAACAGGAGGUAACGGGCGACGUGCGGCUUUGCGCGCUCCCGUGCGAGCCGAGCGUCCCCGGGGCCGCGCCUCCACGCGCCGCUCGGUGCUGCCACCCGGCCGCGCGGGGCUCGGCGACGCGUCACGUGCGGCCGCCCCUCGUCGCGAGCGGAGACACAACGGCGCAGCGGCUCUGCGCUGGUGGAGCGUCAGUGGGACGUGUCGGUAAUGUAGGCUGUGUGUGUGUGUGUGUGUGUGUGUGUGUGUGUCCAGCGCCGCGCGGAUCCACCAUCGGGCUCCUUUCAGUCACGCUGACUGACACACUCACUCACUGCCGGCGACGUCGUCUCAUCAUCGCCGAUGAUGAUCAUGAUCAGAUCAUCAUACGCCUCCGGGCUCAAGCGACAUCGAUCGGGGGACGCGCUGAACGGACGCAGGAUGGCAGUGCCUUUGAAGAGCUGUGCUACACUGCUGUUCCUGAGCACUUUCCUUGACCUUUCCUGGCCUUUGAGCCCCAAGGACCCCAAUGUAUGCAGCUUAUGGGAAAGCUACACUACAUCGGUGAAGCAGUCGUACUCCCACCCAUUUGCUCAGGUGCUGCAGGAGCCCUGUUCCAAUGACUGGAGCUUGAACAAAUGCAGUCGUCACAGGAUCAUAUACAAGACAGCUUAUCGGCAGGCUGUGAAGACGGACUACCGCAAGCGCUACCAGUGCUGUCCGGGAUACUAUGACAGCGGGGACAAGUGUGUUCCCCGCUGUACUAAGGAGUGUGUGCAUGGGCGCUGCCAGGCCCCAGACCGCUGCCAGUGUGAGGCCGGCUGGCGUGGGGAAGACUGCUCCAGCGUCUGUGAUGAAAAACACUGGGGUGUCGGAUGCCAGAAUGUCUGCGACUGUGCGAAUGGGGGCCGCUGCGAUCCCCUCUCGGGCUCCUGCCAGUGUCGCCCAGGGUACACAGGUUCCCGGUGCGAGGAGCCUUGCCCUCCCGGCACCUUCGGAAAAGGUUGCGUGCAACCAUGCCUGUGUGGGGCUGGAGGGUCCUGUGACAGAGAGACAGGGGAGUGCCGAUGCAAGGAGGGUUUCACCGGAACACUCUGUGACUUGGCCUGUCCGACGGAGCGAUGCCCACGCCGAUGCCCCUGUCAGAACGGGGGCUACUGCCAAGGGGAGGGGGUGUGCGCCUGCCCACCUGGAUGGACGGGAGCGGUGUGUACUGAACGGUGUGCCGAGGGCAGGUUUGGGAUCAAUUGCACCCACGAAUGUGUGUGUCACAACGGGGGGUACUGUGACCCUGAAAAUGGACGCUGCCGGUGUGCACCAGGCUUCACCGGAGACAGGUGCAACGAGGAGUGUGCAGUGGGCACUUACGGGCAGGGCUGCAAGGGCGUCUGUGACUGUGCCAAUGGAGCUCGUUGCUACCACAUCGAUGGGGGCUGCCUGUGUGAACCAGGGUUCCGGGGUCCACGAUGCAGGGACAGGAUGUGUGAAGAAGGGAUGUACGGCCUCCAGUGCAAGCAGCACUGCCUCUGCCACCCUGCACACACUCUCAGCUGUCAUCCUCUGAAGGGGGAGUGCACGUGCCUCCCUGGUUGGGCAGGGCUCCACUGCAAUGAGAGCUGCCCUCAGGGUUACUAUGGCCACAGCUGCCUGGAGACUUGCUUGUGUCUCAAUGGAGGCACCUGUGAUGCCACCAGCGGGCAGUGCCAGUGUCCCCCUGGUUACACAGGGGAGCACUGUGAGAACAUCUGUGAAGAAGGGUCCUAUGGCGGGAACUGCUCCCUCCGCUGCUCCUGCGCAAACUCCCUGGGGUGCUCCCCUGUCGACGGCACCUGUUUCUGCAAGCAAGGGUGGAAGGGACCCGACUGCUCCGUCCCGUGCCCUGCAGGCACCUGGGGUCCGGCCUGCAACGGGACAUGCCAGUGCGCCAACGGGGCAUCGUGCAAUCCGAUGGACGGCACCUGCACUUGUUCUCCCGGCUGGCAGGGGGCACUGUGCGACCAAUCGUGCCCGAGGGGCACAUUUGGGCAAGGCUGUGUACACAAGUGUGACUGUCUCCAUCACGAUGGCUGCAUGAGCUCCACAGGACGGUGCCAGUGUCUGCCGGGCUGGACAGGGACUCGCUGUGACCAGCCCUGCCCGGAGGGCUCCUGGGGUCACCGCUGCAACCAGAGCUGCUCCUGCCUGAACAGUGUCGCCUGUCUGCCGCACAGUGGGGGCUGCGUGUGCAGUCCUGGGUACCAGGGAUCCCACUGCCAACUAACCUGCCCAGUGGGAUACUAUGGUAAUCAUUGUGCUGGAGUGUGUCAGUGUGCCAACAAUGCCACAUGCCACCAUCAGGAUGGGUCCUGUCACUGUCGCCCAGGCUGGACAGGGUCUGACUGCUCCCAGCCCUGUGCCCAAGGGACGUAUGGGUACGGCUGCAGUCAGCGUUGCCUGUGUGAAGGAGCAUGUGAUCAUGUCACUGGAAUGUGUGUAUGCCCUCUGGGUUACACAGGUCCCUACUGUCAGUCCAAGUGCCCUGCAGGGACAUUUGGCCCCCACUGUGUCCAUGCCUGUUCCUGCCCUCCCAACAUCAGCUGUGACCCACGCACUGGAGUGUGUGUUUGCGCCUCAGGACCUGACUGUAAGGAAGUGCGGGCGGUGAGUGUGAUGGCACCCCUACCCCCGGGGGAGCAGGACUCUCUAGGUGCUGUGGUUGGCAUUGCAGCGCUAGCGGUCCUAGUGGUGCUGCUGCUGGUCCUGCUCCUGUACUACCGGCACCGUCGCAAAGGCAAGCAGAGCACCACACCCACCGUGACCUUUUCUUCUACCCGUACCACCGGCUCGGAGUACGCCGUACCAGAGGUCCCUCACAGCUACCACCACUACUACUCCAACCCCAGCUACAAUACGCUGUCCCAGAACAGACACCCCCUGCCCCAGGUUCCUAACAACAAGGGCCGUUCACUCAUGUGCAUCAAGAACACAAACAACCAGCUCUUCUGUAAUGUGAAGAACAUGGAGAGAGAGAGACUGGGCCUCUUUGGGGUGGACUGUAAUGCCACACUGCCUGCUGGCUGGAAACACUACCAAGAUCCCAUCCCCAAAGGCAAGGGAGCUUUUGGGAUCGACUGCAAUCACAGCUUUGACAAAUUUUACAGCAAAGAGCUGUCCAAGAACUCCUCUGAAGCGGUAAGCAGCAGCUCUUUGAAUAGCGAGAAUCCCUACGCCACCAUCAGGGACCUGCCCAUGCCACCGUUUCGCCCUGUGGAGAGCAGCUACGUGGAGAUGAAGUCCCCUGUGCGCACUGAGAGGCCCCACAUGGAGGACAGCCUGCCCCAACAGCCCAUGCACCAGGAACACUGCCCCCUUCAUGAUGUUCCAGAAAACCAGCAUCACUAUGACCUUCCGGUCAACAGCCACAUCCCAGGACAUUACGACCUCCCCCCUGUCCGCCGACCACCUUCCCCGUCCUUACAGAUUCUCCCCCACUGACCAUCAUUCUAAUGCAAAAAUGCAACCGUGCUGCCACCUUUUGGAUGGGAGAGUCAUUACAGAAGAAAACAGAGGAUUCAUGCCAAAUUUUUUACAGGACUUUGUUGGCUGUAUACCAGGACACAUUCUGACGCUCUGUUACUUAAAUUACAAAUUUCAUCCAAUUGUCUGUUAUAUUACUGAGUAAUACAGAAGUGUUUAUUUUUAUUUUAUAUGAGCAUUAUGGCCUUGAUGGUUGAUAGAAGUAAAAAACUGCCCAA
Scleropages formosus (Asian bonytongue) is the source of this 3852-nucleotide messenger RNA. RefSeq names its product platelet endothelial aggregation receptor 1-like. The coding region runs from base 482 to 3592 and encodes 1036 amino acids. NCBI's taxonomy places the organism in Eukaryota, Metazoa, Chordata, Actinopteri, Osteoglossiformes, Osteoglossidae. The record is from RefSeq and is a predicted model, not a curated record. Gene Ontology annotation, cellular component: membrane. The transcript is spliced from 23 exons. Gene Ontology annotation, molecular function: protein binding.